Rotaria socialis is the source of this 3669-nucleotide messenger RNA. Lineage: Eukaryota; Metazoa; Rotifera; Eurotatoria; Philodinida; Philodinidae. The record is from the annotation of a GenBank genome assembly.
AUGCAGACAAGGAGAGAUACAACGUCUGCACCACUUGGCACAGCAACAAAAACUGUAUGGCCAUUGGUAGCACUAUGUUGUUUGGGUAUAGUUGCACUUGCAAUCGCCGGAUUAAUUGUACUUGCAUUAAUUCCCAUUUAUUUACCACAGAAAACUGCAGUAGCUGCUAACUUGAUAUCUCCUAACGACAAUUUUUUUCUUCAAUAUUCGGCUGAUGUUCCAUAUGCUUCAAGUGUAACUGGUAAUGUGACAAAUCUUGCCCAAGUUUCUAACGCUUUAAGUUUGGGUACUUCUGGAGUAGUUACUUCUGGCUCAGCUCAAGCAGGAAUUAAACGACGAAGACGCGGCUUAAGUUCUCGUCGUCAAAAACGAACUUUAGAAACGAAUUUUCUUUUCAUAAUUAAAAUGGCUUAUUCAGCAGCAUGCGCUUCAUCAAAAUGUCAUCUGGCUCACAGAACUCGACUUCACACACGAUUAUCUUCAAUGACUAGCAUUCCUAGUUUUCCAUGCACUAUAGUGUCAGGUGGCGUAGCAUUACAGUUGAGUUUCAGUCUUUCAUUAGUCGGAAUAAUAGCGACAAGACCCGUUGGUUUUGCUGGUGAAUCAAAAACAUUUCAAUUUGUUGCCAUUAACUCCGGUGCAUUUAAUGAUCCAACAAUAUGGGCCGAUGGAAUCGUUCCAUAUGGUAAUUGUUCUGUUGCUAUAACAGCUGGUAUUACAGUAUCUCUUCCACGCCCUGCAAUGGAAAUUCGAAUGCGACGAUGCGACGUAUAUGGUACCUUAGCUUUGGGUUCCGGAAGUUCCACAUUUACAUUUAAUUUCCCAUCAAACAUAAUCGUUCGAAGUGGUGGAAUGAUUGAAGAUCAAUCAAGCAAUAAAAAAUUUCUUUUCCCUCCCAAUUCUAUCCUGACAAUACUGAGUGGCGGAAGAUUUGGUGCUCCUGGAACCAUUUUCCAAACAUACACGUCAAGUGGCCCUGGUGCAAGUGUUACAUUAUCUUCGGCGUCUGGUCCUUUUACUUGUGGCAUGCUUCCAGAUGGUAGUGUCGGAGGUUUUAAUUCAGUAACCUUUAUUGCUAUAAAAAGUGGUGGUUUUACAUCAGGAGAAACAUUUCUUGGUGGUGUUGCGCCCUCAUCAGAUGUUUGUUCCGCUGGUUGUGCUAUAGAAGUUACAGCAGGUGUUACGUUAUCAACAGCUGAUCUUAAUGGUGUAAUGACUCUGCCGAUCAAUUUAAUACAUGUAUCUCCUGGAGCCACGCUUCAAUUGGGCACACCCGGUUCAAGCAGCGGAUUCAAAUUUUCAUCGGCUAUUACCCUUGCGAUAUCAGGACAAAUGUCGUUCGUUGCCAGCGGCGGUAAUAUAAUGCUUCCACUGAACAGUAAGUUCGACAUCGCCGCUGGUGGUGCGUUCUACAGUACGAUAUCAGUCAAUAUCCAAAUAUUCAAUCCGCUUACUGGUCUAAAUAUUGGUUCUCCACAAAGUUUAGGUACAUCUAUCACCGGCGGAAGUUUUACACUGACUGUGAGUGGAACUGGAAGUUUCGAACUGACUGGCACCGCACCCGCAGCAUCUGCUGGCAGCGGUGGUGGCAGCAGCAGUGGGAGUGGCAGUACCAGUGGUAGUGGCAGUAGCGGUGGUAUCAGCAGCACACCUGGUACUAGCAGUACCGGUGGUAGUGGCAGUGGCGGUAGCGAUGCAUCGAACUCGACGAAAUUUAUUGCGAUUAUAUCCGGAGAUCUGACUGAUGCAGCUGUAUGGAGUGGCGGAGUUGCUCCAUCUGGCACGUUCUCUAUCUCGAUCCCAGCUGGUAUUACAAUUACUAUUUCAGGGGCCACAUUAAGUCUUAAAAUGGUGCGUUGCGAUGUAUCUGGUACAUUGGCCUUGGGCUCCGGUAGCGACACUUUCACAUUUACCUUCCCCCCAACCAUCAUUGUGCGAAGUGGUGGAAUACUUUUAGAUCAAACAACUAACAAAGUUAUUCGGUUUCCCUUUAAUUCUAUCAUUGCAAUACUUAGUGGUGGAGGAUUCGGUGCUACAGGAACCGUGCUUCAAAUAUUCCAAGGAGGAGUUGUUGGAGCCAGUUUCACAGUAACUCUGGCAUCCGGUCCAUUUACUUGUGGAAUGCUUGCAGAUGGCAGUGUUCAAACUUACAAUUCGGUGACAGCUAUUGCUGUAAUGAGUGGUGAUUUUACAGCAGCAGGAACUUUUCUUGGUGGUUUUGCACCAUCAGCAGACAUCUGUUCCGGUGGUUGUGGUAUACAGGUUAUCAAAGGCGUUACAUUAUCCACAGCAGGCCUCAAUGGCGUUUUAAAUUUUAAAAUCACUUCCAUAGCUGUUGCAAUUGGAGCGACGUUUCAAUUAGGAACACCUGGUGCAAGUACUGGUUUUAAAUUUAAAUUUCCCAUUACACUUUCUAUAUUUGGUGGUAUGUCAUUUGUUUGCAGCGGCGGUUAUAUCAUGCUUCCUCCGGGCAGCGAGUUCGAUAUCUCUGAUGGUGGUGAGUUUUCUAGCAGUAUAUCAGUAAGUAUUGAAAUAUUCGAUCCAUUGACUGGUCUUGCUAUUGGUCCGUUACAAACCUUGGGUACACUUAUCAGUGGUGGAACGUUUAAGCUGACUGUUAGUGCAAGUGGAAGCGUAGCAACGGGUGGCACAGCUGGUGGAUUGGGCUCGAUUACUUUUCUGGCGAUAGGAUCAGGGGAUCUCACUGAUGCAACUGUAUGGGGUGGCGGAGUUGCUCCAUCUGGCACGUUCUCUAUCUCCAUCCCAGCUGGUAUUACAAUUACUAUUUCAGGGGCCACAUUAAGUCUCGAAAUGGUGCGUUGCGGUGUAUCUGGUACAUUAGCCUUGGGCUCCGGUAGUGACACUUUCACAUUUACUUUCCCCCCAACGAUCAUUGUUCAAAGUGGUGGAAUACUUCUAGAUCAAACAAAGAACAAAGUUAUUCGGUUUCCUACAAAUUCUAUCAUUGUAAUGCUCACUGGUGGCGGAUUCAGUGCUACAGGAUCCAUGCUUCAAAUAUUUCAUGGAGAAGUUGCGGGAGCCACUUUCACAGUAAGCUCGGCAUCUGGUCCGUUUACUUGUGGAAUGCUUGCAGAUGGCAGUAUUGAAACUUACAAUUCGGUGACAGCUAUUGCUAUAAACAGUGGUGGUUUUAAAGCAGCAAGAACAUUUCUUGGUGGUUUUGCACCUUCCGCAGACAUUUGCUCUGGUGGCUGUGGUGUACAGGUUAUCGGAGGCGUUACGUUAUCCACAACAGAUCUCAAUGGCGUAUUAAAUCUUAAAAUUACUUCCAUAACUGUUGCAAUUGGAGCGAUAUUUCAAUUAGGGACACCUGGUGCGAGUACUGGUUUUAAAUUUAAAUUUCCUAUUAAACUUUCUAUAUUGGGUAGUAUGUCAUUUGUUGGCAGCGGUGGUUACAUCAUGCUCCCUCCAGGCAGCGAGUUCGAUAUUGCUGAUGGUGGUGAGUUUUCUAGCAGUAUAUCAGUAAGUAUUGAAAUAUUCGAUCCAUUGACUGGUUUUGCUAUUGGUCCGUUACAAGCGUUGGGUACCCUUAUUAGUGGUGGAACUUUUACGCUAACCAUUAGUGCAAGUGGAAGCGUAACAAUCGGUGGGACAGCAGGUCGUGGCACAACUACGGAAAUGCCAUUCUCGACCAGUAUGAUGGGUUAA